AUGUUGGUGGGCGGCGUGCAACAGUAUGUCAAGAUCGACGGUGGCGCGCGCUACUUCGUGGCGGGCACGAAAUGGAUGGCACGCGGUGAACGGAAGCAGGUGGACGCCCCUGUGAUGUACGUGGAGGGUAUCGGCGGUUUUUUGCUGGACGUGUUGGGCGUGUGGACGUUCAGCAUGACGAACGUGUACGAACGCGGGGAUGUGGUGGUGACUAUCGACGCAUGCAUCGUCGAGGGGUGCACCAGCGAGUUCCUUUUGAGCGUGGCCUUCCUCGAGGGCCACAGAGCGAAGAUGGACUUCGACCGUGGUGAGGUGCGCUACCAUGAGCGCAGCAGCAUGGUGAUCGUCCCGUUAAGGACGACGGAGGAGACGAACGACCCGGCGGUGGCAGCUGUGAGGCUGGCCAGUGCUACGUACUUGCACCGGCGUGCCGUGCAGACGGUAGAGGUAGCGAUUGCCGCGCCUGAUGGCGCGGAAGGAAUUUUCCUGCCAACAGUGAACAAUGGAGCGGUGCUGCUCGCG
Molecule: messenger RNA, 522 nt
Organism: Phytophthora sojae
Lineage: Eukaryota; Oomycota; Peronosporomycetes; Peronosporales; Peronosporaceae
Exons: 3
Source: RefSeq, a predicted model, not a curated record